GUCAGUCUAUUGCGUAUAUUUCACUUAUUCUCGAGUGGACUGUCAUAACAAUGCGAUUUAAAGUCGUUUGCGUUGCGAUUUGCAUUUUCGUCGUGGACGGUUAUAAAGCUGAGACCGAGGGGAAACGAUAUCUUAUGGAAUCAACAGAAGAAAUGACUGCAGAAAUCCUUUCGUUGAAAUCAUCCGUGGCAGAUUUGACAUCGAAAGUACAAGCACUUUCAAACCAGGGCUCCGCUUACACACGAUGGGGACGCAAUGUCUGUCCAGGUACAAGCGAUCUGGUGUACAAAGGAUACACUGCUGGCAAGCAUUACACUGAGGAAGGAAGUGGCAGUGACGAACAAUGCUUGCCAAGUGAUCCAACUUGGAGUAGGUACGUCGAUGGCAAUUACAAUGACUACAGGGCUCGAAUAUAUGGGGCGGAAAUUGAUCUUCCGCACGCUACGGACUAUUUCCCCUACGACGUGCAUCAACAAGACGUUCCAUGUGCUGUAUGCCACAUACAACGACCAGUUAACAUCAUGAUCCCAGGACGGACAAACUGUUAUCCCGGAUGGACACUGGAAUAUACAGGAUAUCUCAUGGCCGGUGCAUAUCACAGUCAGGGAUCGUAUGGCCAUAUCUGUAUGGACGGACAUCCUGAAUUCAUACCGCAUGGCGGGACAAAUGAUAACCAAAACAUCCUCUUCUUGACGGAGGCACAAUGUGGAUCACUUCCGUGCCCGCCAUACGUACAAGGCCGCGAGUUGGCGUGUGUCGUCUGCUCAAAAUAAAUUCUUCAACUUCAAGUACAGGACGGCGGCGGUUUAAUACUAGAAUGUUCCAUGCAAAAGAAUAAUACAAAAUCUUAUAAAGUAGUUCUGUUUCCAAUACUGCAAAGUCAACUGCGCGCGCAACUUAGUCAAAUUUCGAAAUAUUUGAAAUCGUAAUAAAAAUGUAUACAUUAUUUAAAUUAAAA
Molecule: messenger RNA, 958 nt
Organism: Mya arenaria
Lineage: Eukaryota; Metazoa; Mollusca; Bivalvia; Myida; Myidae
Product: short-chain collagen C4-like
Exons: 4
Coding region: 51-773 (240 amino acids)
Source: RefSeq, a predicted model, not a curated record